Petromyzon marinus (sea lamprey) is the source of this 2434-nucleotide messenger RNA. The record is from RefSeq and is a predicted model, not a curated record. NCBI's taxonomy places the organism in Eukaryota, Metazoa, Chordata, Hyperoartia, Petromyzontiformes, Petromyzontidae.
UUUAAAUAUAAAGCAGGCGUCAGGGUCUGGAUCAAACCCCACCACCUCCUGUAUACCGGGCGAAGGAGAUAACAUCUUGCCACCAACUUGCUGUAGAAGUUCCUCUCUCGACACUCAUCUCACGAAUGAGCCACGGCAGCUGAGCCUCACCGAUUUAUGUUAACAGCGCUCAUUUCUAUAAAUGUCAAGGUGUGUGCAGUAGCCGUGUUCACCUUGAGGCUGCUGUUUGCACACCAAGGGGCGCGGGUUCACAUUCCAGGCAGUGUCUCGCGAUGUCAGUGACGACAAUGAAAAUAUUUAAAGUAUUUUACUUCCUUCUUCACCGUCACUAUAAGAGAGAGGUCCUGGUCCAGCGUCUUUCUGAGCCACACAGCGAGCGAUCCCAGCGAAGCCAUGGGUCAUGGCGAGCGCGACUCCCAGUGAGAGUGUGGAUAGUGAGCUGCGCUGCUCCAUCUGCCUGGGCACGUUCGUCUGCCCCUCCACGCUGAGCUGCGGACACUCGUUCUGCCUGCGGUGCCUGGAGGCCGCCUGGGAGACGGGGAGCAGCUUCAGCUGCCCGCAGUGCCGAGCGACCUUCCCUGUGCGACCCCAGCUGAGGAGGAACGUGGCCCUCGCCAACCUGGCGGAGCAGCUCAGAGUUGGGGACGGGAUGGCCGCGGUCGUCAAGUGUGACAACUGCGGUGAUGGCCACACUCCUGCAGUGAGGACCUGCCUGAGAUGUGAGAUGUCCUUCUGUGCGACGCACACGAGGCCUCAUGUGGAGAAUCCCAGGCUGAGUGAUCACGUCCUGGUGGCUCCCAUCGCGAACCUGGAGGAGCGACGGUGCCGGGAGCACAGCAGGGAGCUAGAAUUCUACUGCACAGUAGACAGCAGCCUGGUCUGCUCAACUUGCACCAUCGCAGGUGAACACAAAGGACAUGAUGUCACCACGCUGAAGAAGGAGCACGAGAUACGGAAGACGCGCGUAGGGGAGGAGACGCGAGCGGUGGAGGAGAAGAGGAAGAAGGCGGAGGAGUCCGUGAAGCGGAUGGAGGCCACUCGCAAGGAGGCGCAGGAAUCGGUGGCCGGGAUCAGGGGUCGCAUCACGGGCAAGUUCGCCCGCCUAAGGGAUGCUCUGAACGAGGACGAGAGGGAGGCUCUCCAACGCGUGGCCGUGAAGGAGCGCGAGAUGCUGUCCCGGAUAGACGAGGACAUCGCUCGUCACAAGCGGGAAAUCGGGGAGCUCCAGGCGGCGGCCGCUCGCCUGCGCACCCUGCAGCACGAGAGGGACUCGCUCGCCUUCCUGCAGGGGCACCUGGAGGAGAUGCGCAGUUCUCCCAGGAGAGAGAUCCCAAAGGAAUCUGCACCCGCACCUCCCACUUCACUGGACGCCACCACGAUCCGCUCCCUUGAAAGCGUCGUGAACAGAUUCCUGCCUCUCGUCUAUGGACGCUCACCGACUCUGGACACAAACUCAGCCCACGACCGCCUCCAGAUUUCCCCGGAUCUCAGGACGGUGACGCUGAGCAAUGUCCCCCAGCGUCGCCCCCAUCACCCACACCGCUUUGAGCGCUGGCGACAAGCGCUGUGCUCUGAGAGCUUCUCGUCGGGUCAGCACUACUGGGAGGUGGACGUGGGGAGCGCGAGGCGGUGUCGGGUUGGAGUCACGUACGGGACGAUCCCACGGAGAGGGGUUGGUGCUGAGUGCUGCCUGGGAGAGAGCGACGUCUCCUGGUGUCUACUGAAACAUGACGACAGCUUCUUAGUGAUGCAUGGCGGGGUAGUGACGUCACUGUCGGUGCCGCAGCCUCCGCGGAGAGUCGGGGUCCACCUGGACUGGGACGCGGGGCUGCUGUCGUUUUACAGCGCAGACUCCAUGGCGCUGUUGCACUCGUUUCACCAAGCAUUCACUCAGCCCCUACACCCUGGGCUGAUGGUGGGGUAUAAUGGUGACUCGGUGAGGAUCGUGGAUCUGAGUGGCGCGUCCUGAGAGAGGUGAACAUGAACAGCGCAGAGGGCAGACGCCACGACGCACGGCGCUCGCCACCCUCGUCACCGCCACGCGCAGCGCCACGCCCGUGACUGGCUGGUGGCUGUCGGUGGCUAGGGGCUGCGUGGCUCCCCAUCACAACGGGAGGGGGGGCUGAGCGUAAACAAUCCUCACAACCUUCAUAGGGGGGUGGGGGUGUUAAAAUAAGUACCGCUCUGUGUGUGUUUGAAGCCAACGUGGAUGAAUUCACCCUGCCAGAGGAGUGUGACUGUAGUGUAGGGUGCAGUGAUUAGCAACAAUGGUGAACUGGGAUGUGUUUAUACACUGGUGGUGUCAUGUGUUGUGGGAGAGAUACAACAACAAUAAUAUUAAUGUUAAAAAGUAUAAAUGUACGCGCACGACAGUGGCGUUGUAACGCUUGUAUCGUCGAUUCUACAAUAAAAAUACAGAACACAACAACAACAA